Camelina sativa (false flax) is the source of this 5912-nucleotide messenger RNA. The record is from RefSeq and is a predicted model, not a curated record. NCBI's taxonomy places the organism in Eukaryota, Viridiplantae, Streptophyta, Magnoliopsida, Brassicales, Brassicaceae.
CGAUUCUCAAGCUGAUUUCGAGACGAAGACUCGUUCGAAGCUUCUCCUCCAUCCAUUUUCCAGAAAAAGUUCAGUCGCCGGCGAUAUGAAGAAGAUCCUCCUAAUCGGAACAAGGAAACGUCGUCGUAACGAUAACAGUACAAGCAUGGGCCUAUAAUAGAUUAAUAGGCCCAAAGCUUAAAACCAAUGGGCUAGGGUUUGUUUUAGUGGAAAAACGGGUCGGGUUAUAAUUUAGUAUGAGUCGGUUUAGCUUUGUCGUCUCCAUCUACCUCGGCCACCUCCGUCUUCUGCUGCGUUUCUUACUCUCUCUUCACAACUAUAAGCUUUUUUUUCGUUUUCCCCUUCCAAUUUUUUUUUCUUUUUUUUUUCCGGUAAGCUAGUAAUAUCCGCGAUCCCAACGUCUGAAUUGAUCGUCGUAUCUGGGUUUUUUUUUUUCUAUGGACGGAGAAGAGCAUGCCGAAGUCCCUAUUCCGAUGGUCGAGGAUGAAAGAUCGGCUCUUGCGGCGGAGGUGAUUACAGAGUUGGCGAAUUAUACCGAGGAAGCUGACCCUGGGGAAGGAGGAGGACAACAGGAAGGAGGAGAACUGAGUGAAGAUGACAAACUUAUAGUGGAGGCGACGAACCUUAUGGAAAAGAUUACUUCCGUUGCUAAUAACCCUAAUCCGAAAUAUCUUCACAAGCUUAGCCAUCUCCUCGAAUCUCAGGAGUCUCAGUUUUUGUCUAUUUCGUUCUUAGAGGAGACUGGACAGUACUUAAGUGCUCGCAAUAGUCAUAACAGUGGGAAGCUGUGUAAUCUCAUCCGAGAAAAUGAUGAGUUUUUUGAAUUGACAUCCUCAACUUUUCUAUCUGAGAAUGCUUACUCAACCGCGGUAAAGGCUCCCUCUGCAAGGUUGCUAAUGAACUGUUCGCUUACUUGGAUGUAUCCUCAUGUUUUCGAUGAUGCUGUUACGGACAACUUUAAAAAUUGGGUUAUGGAAGAGACAGUCAAGUUUCCUGGUGAAGACUCUGGCAGGAAGGAACCCUCAGAUUCUGAAAUGUUAAAGACUUACUCUACAGGCCUUCUUGCUCUCUCUCUGGUGAGUCGUGGGCAAUUAGUUGAAGACGUUUUGACAUCAGGACUAUCUGCUAAGCUUAUGCAUUAUCUUCGAGUACGAGUUAUUGGAGAGCCAAGCACAAGCCGUAGAGAUGCCCUUCACACAACUGAGACUAAGCACGUGUCCUUAAAAACAAAAGAAGAAGGUCGAAGUAGGGUGCGUAAGGUUGUGGAUACAGUUGAAGGUGACCAUGUUCUUGAGAUGGAUUCUGGCAGAGAGAUGGGACAACCUGAUGUACGGUCUGAUGGCGACUUUGAAACCGAUGGCAGAGAGAGAUUUAAUGUUUCAGGUGUUGUUGAUUGUAAAAUGAAACCUGUAGAUGACAACAGUGGAAGAGAUGACCCUUCAAGACACAGACUUAACAGAUCAAAAUCAAGGGGGAGAGGAAGGGUUAAUGAAGGUGCAACUGAUACAGAAGUUUUCUUGGCGUCUCCUAGAUCAGGUCGUCUAGUUGUCAGAGAUAAGGAUCUAUCAAAAUCUUCAGAUGGCAGAAAUGCAGAAGAUGUGACCAUAUGUCUGGGGAAAAUGACGUCUGGUAUGAUGGAGAUAGAAAGAGAGGAGGGUGAUGAGUGCUUUCAAGGUUGCAUUAUAGGAACCAAAAAUAUAACUGAUCUAGUAAAGAGAGCAGUUGGAGCUGCUGAAACCGAAGCUAGAGCUGCCCAUGCUCCUGAUGAGGCAGCUAAAGCAGCUGGUGAUGCUGCAGCAGAGCUUGUUAAAACUGCUGCUUUGGAGGAGUUCAAGUCUACUGGCAGUGAAGAAGCUGCUGUAUCUGCUGCUACUCGAGCAGCUAUUACAGUCAUAGAUGCCGCUGAUGUUUCAAGAAAUCCUACUUCUGUCACAUCUGAUCAGACUACAGAAAUUGCGGAUGUUAGUGAAGUUUCAAUUCCAGAUAUCGAAUCGUUGGCUAAGUUACAAGAAAGAUAUUGCAUCCAGUGCCUUGAGAUACUGGGAGAAUAUGUCGAGGUUCUUGGGCCUGUACUCCAUGAAAAAGGUGUUGAUGUAUGCAUUAUGCUGCUGGAACGUACAUCCCAAUUUGAUGACAGUUCUACCGUGUCUCCUUUGUUACCUGAUGUCAUGAAGUUAAUUUGCGCUUUGGCUGCUCACCGGAAGUUUGCUGCGAUGUUUGUUGACCGGGGUGGCAUACAAAAAUUGCUUGCUGUUCCAAGGGUCUCUGAGACCUUUUAUGGUCUCUCAUCUUGCUUAUACACCAUUGGCUCUCUUCAGGGUAUAAUGGAGCGUGUUUGUGCACUUCCAUCGGAUCUCGUACAUCAAGUUGUUAAAUUAGCUAUCGAACUUCUCGACUGUUCCCAGGAUCAAGCCAGGAAAAAUUCAGCUUUAUUCUUUGCUGCUGCAUUUGUCUUUAGAGCCAUUUUAGAUGCAUUUGAUGCUCAUGAUAGUUUGCAGAAACUCCUUGCAAUUCUUAGAAAUGCAGCGUCAGUUAGAACUGGUGCUAAUUCUGACCGAUCUGCUCCGGAAGUCAUGACGUCCUCAGAGAAACAGAUGGCUUUUCACACCUGUUUUGCUUUGCGUCAAUAUUUUAGAGCUCAUCUUCUUUUGCUUGUUGAUUCAAUCCGUCCUAGCAGAAGUAGCCGAGGUGGUGGACGAAAUGUUCCUAAUAUAAGGGCAGCCUAUAAGCCCCUUGACAUCAGCAAUGAAGCUGUUGAUGCCAUCUUCCUUCAGUUACAGAAGGAUAGGAAGUUGGGUCCGACCUUUGUGAGAACUCAGUGGCCUGCUGUCAAUAACUUCUUGGCCUCCUCUGGACAUGUUACCAUGUUAGAACUAUGUCAGACUCCACCAGUAGAUCGUUAUCUGCAUGAUCUACUUCAGUAUGCUUUUGGUGUUCUCCACAUAGUUACAUCAAUACCUGAUGGCCGCAAAGCAAUUGCGCAUGCCACACUCAGCAACAAUCGUGCUGGCAUUGCUGUCAUUCUGGAUGCAACAAAUAUUUCCAACAGCAUAGUAGACCCUGAGAUCAUACAGCCUGCACUAAAUGUCCUAAUCAAUCUGGUGUGCCCACCACCAUCAUUAAGCAAUAAGCCACCGCUUGCACAAAAUCAUCAACCUGUUCCCGGUGAAGCCACUGCCCGUGAUGGUUCUCUAGGUACUCUGUCCACUGGUAAUGCUCCGCAAACUCCUGUUCCACCAGCGUCUUCAGGUUUGGUUGGGGAUCGAAGAAUUUUCUUAGGAGCAGGAACUGGUUCUGCUGGCCUUGCUGCCAAGUUGGAGCAGGUUUAUCGUCAAGCCCGUGAAGCUGUUCGUGGGAAUGAUGGUAUAAAAAUUCUUUUAAAACUUCUUCAGCCCAGAAUAUAUGUGAAUCCCCCUGCUACCCCAGAUUGUCUACGAGCACUAGCUUGUAGGGUACUUCUUGGUCUAGCUAGAGAUGAUACAAUUGCACAAAUACUGACUAAACUUGAGGUUGGAAAGAGUUUAUCAGAACUAAUUCGGGAUUCAGGUGGUCAGUCAAGUGGCACAGAUCAGGGCAGAUGGCAAGCUGAACUUGCUCAGGUGGCGCUUGAGCUAAUAGGGAUAGUGACAAAUUCAGGGCAUGCGACUACACUAACAGCCAGUGAUGCUGCUACUCCAACACUGAGGCGUAUUGAAAGAGCUGCCAUUGCAGCAGCAACGCCUAUAACUUAUGAUUCUAAGGAGCUUUUGCUCCUUAUCCAUGAGCACCUCCAGGCAUCAGGUCUUGGUGAAACUGCUUCAGCUCUGUUAAAAGAGGCUCAAUUAACUCCUCUACCUUCAUUGGCUUCCCCUUCGUCUAUUGCAUAUUCCUCUACGCAGGAGAUGUCUACGCCGCUAGCUCAGGAACAAUGGCCCUCUGGCCGUGCUAACAGUGGAUUUUUCACCAGCAAACCCAAAGUCUGUGCACAUGAAGAAGAUCCUAAUUCUAGAUGUAAUGCGGCUCUAUCUGCCAAGAAGAAACAUUUGGCUUCCUCAACACAGGAGAUGCCCACACCAGUAGGACAACAACAAUGGCCCUCAGGCCGUGCUAACGGUGGAUUUUUCCCCAGCAUACCCAAGAUCAAUGCACGUGAUGAAGAUCCUAGUUCAAGAGGUGACACAGCUCCAUCUGCAAAGAAGAAGCAGUUGACUUUCUCCCCUAGCUUUAGUUUGCAGUCACGAAAGCAAUCUUUCUCCCAUGACGCUCAACCUCAGUCUACACAGAGAAUAAAUAGUAGUUCGAAUUUAGAUCCUGCUGGGGCAGACACAUCAGAAACUGCUGCGGAAUUAGUUUUCAAGAACGACCUUGACGCCGAUGCUCAAUUUAAGACCCCGGUUUCCUCUCCGAGAAAACGGAAAUUGUUAGAGCUUAAAGACCCAGUGUUGUCAGUUCCAGGUAAAAGAAUUAAUUUGGGCGAAUUAGGACCACGAUCUCCAGCUUGUUCAACCACGGCUUCCGUACGUAGAAAUUCAUCCAUUGUGGAUGGCUCAGGUUUGCAAACCCCAACUUCAGCUUUAGAUGCCAACCAAUCUGGGAGCUCCAGACUGGGCCAGAUGACACCUGCUUCUCAGCUAAGAUUUCCCAAUGAUCCCCAGCCUUCCAAUCCAGAACGGUUAUCACUAGACUCCCUUGUGGUUCAGUAUUUGAAGCACCAACUGGUGGGCCUAGACACUCCUUUGAUGGAUGCAAGGCUGCGAAAUUCAGCAACUCUGGGCUACGUUUUGCAGCGCUUUCUUGUGAAGCAUCAACAAAAGAUGUUCUUCUAUAUGACGUACAGACAUGCACUCCUUGCGAGAAACUCACGGACACAAUCACAUCUUCCAGAAGUAAUCCUUAUUCUCUUGUACACUUUAGCCCUUGCGAUACACUGAUAUUGUGGAACGGUGUUCUCUGGGACCGCCGUGUCCCAGACGUUGUCCGUCGGUUUGAUCAAUUUACCGAUUAUGGCGGCGGUGGUUUUCAUCCUUCUAGGAGCGAGGUGAUCAUAAACUCAGAGGUCUGGGACAUGAGGUCUUACAAGCUUCUUCGAAGUGUACCAUCACUGGACCAGACAGCUAUUACGUUCAACUUCAGGGGAGAUGUUAUAUACGCAAUGCUGAGGAGAAACAUUGAGGACGUUAUGUCUGCUGUUCACACACGACGUGUGAAACAUCCCUUGUUUGCUGCUUUCCGCACUCUUGAUGCAGUCAACUACUCAGACAUUGCCACUAUACCUGUCGACCGAUGUCUUCUUGACUUUGCCACAGAACCAACAGAUUCGUUCCUUGGGCUGAUCACAAUGGAAGACCAAGAAGAUAUGUUUUCCUCGGCCAGGAUGUAUGAGAUUGGUAGACGGAGACCAACAGAUGAUGACUCCGAUCCCGAUGAUGAUGAAACGGAGGAUGAAGAUGAAGAUGAUGAAGACGACGAAGAUGACCUGGACCGAAUUCUGGGACUAGGUGGAGGAGAUGAUAGCGAUAGUGGAGAUGAUGAUAUUAGUAGCGAUGACAAUGAAGAUAGUGGGAGCGAGUUUGAUGAUGAUGGAGGGAUGCUCCUUGAAGGUGGUGGUGGUCUAAUGGGGUUUAUAACUGAUGGUGUGGAUGAAGAUGAUGAUAAUGGUGGGGAUGAUGAAGAUGAAGAUGAAGACGAAGAUGAUGACGAUGGUGAGGAGGAUUUCUUGAGCAGUGGCGAAGAGGAUUAUAGAGAUAACAUUCGUUCUUCUUAAAAGGUUGUAAUUUUAUUUCCUUUUGACCUCUACAGAGAUCUGUAUGGGUGGAUUUUUAUUAUCCAAAGUUUUGAUGAUAAGUUCUUGUAUCGUUUUUCUUUGUUAAGUUGCAUGUUUUAUUUAAAUGAUGAUCAGUAAUUAAAAAAAGCAACAGAUGUAUUCAUCAUAA